ACGACAGCUCCAACUCGUCCCGCUUCCAUCCCUCCCUUUUCCCGGCUUCCCCCUCCAAUCAUCUCCCCCACCGCCACCCCCUUCCAUGAAACAAAAAAUGCCAGCCAAAAUGCCGGAUUCGGAGCCUAGGAUUCGUAUCAUCUCAUCUCAUUUGAUCGAGAAAAGUCGAUAUUUUUGAGAGGGAUUCAGGCUUUUUGAUGCCGUCGGCGCUUCCUUAUCUUUGAGAAAGAGGGAGGGGGGGAAGAGAGAAAAAGGGAGAAAUGCGUCCUAGCUUCUGCCAGAGCUGCCUCGCCUUUUUCCUGAAGUUUCUGAAUUACCUCCAGACCUUCGUCGGCGUCUCGCUCAUUCUCUAUUCGGUGUGGAUGCUGAAGCACUGGCACCGACACGGUCACGGCGGCAGCGGCUUUAGUUUCGAUUUUGACAAGCUUCCAGUUCCUUGGUUGGUGUGCUCGUUGAUGGGCAUCGGGUUCUUGGUGUGUUUAAUUGCUUUCACAGGGCAUGUUGCUGCCGAGGCCAUUAGUGGCUGUUGCCUCUGUUUCUAUGCAGUUUUGACCACGAUUUUAAUUUUACUGGAAGCUGCUUUGGUGGGUGAUCUCGUAUUCAACAAACACUGGGAAGAGGAUCUUCCACAUGAUGCUACUGGAGAAUUAAAAAGGCUUCGAGCCUUUGUUGAAGCCAAUAUAGGUAUAUGUAAGUGGGUGGCCGUAACUGUAUUGGUGGUUCAGGCACUCUCACUUCUGUUAGCAGUGAUUCUGCGAGGAAUGGCCUCAUCGAAAACUGUGGACUAUGAUAGUGAUGAAGAAUUCUUUAAUGUAAGAAAGCCUCUGCUAAAUCCACAAGGUGGUCCAACUUUUGCUUCAACCUCUUUUGACAAUACAGUGAUUUCCUCAGACACCUGGAACUCACGAAUAAAGCAGAAGUAUGUUCUUGGCCAAAGCCAGCUUUCAGACAAUGCCAUGGAUCCAAAGACAUCGGGUGAUCUCCACAUCUAGUGGUAGCUAUGAGGACCAAAGUCUAUUCAUUGUAUUCUUCUGUAAGUAGGUAGAAACUGUGUGAUGGUUUGCUAGUAUUCUUCUGUAUAGUUGUGGAGACUGGCUUGUAUAAAUCUGUUGCUGCUUCUAUUAUCCUUUUCUGGAACAUACGGUUGGAAUCAUUUGAACUUUCUAAGAAUGAUUCAGUAAUUCAGAACUAUGUGAUUAGUUUGUUUUGA
This is a messenger RNA of Phoenix dactylifera (date palm), 1210 nucleotides long. Its product is annotated as tetraspanin-18-like. Lineage: Eukaryota; Viridiplantae; Streptophyta; Magnoliopsida; Arecales; Arecaceae. Gene Ontology annotation, cellular component: membrane. The record is from RefSeq and is a predicted model, not a curated record.